CAGGUUGCAGAGGAGCUGUUCAGAUCAAAAGUGGCCACUCUGUCAUGGGAUGCGACGUCUCUGAAAGGUGAGCAUGUGAAUGAAGUCCACAUUUCUGUGGGUGACCGCAAGUCACUCACAAUCCAGGUUCAGGGGUUGCCAGGAGGAAAGGCAGAGGACUACAUAGCACAAAUUUCAAGUUCUCUGCAUCAUCUGUCCUCUGCCUACGCUCUUUACAACAAAGUCGAGCAGCCCCUGAUCUUUGCCGCCUUUCAGAGAGCCAUCUCGUCGACCUUGACAGACCGAGCUGCUGUCAACAAAUGUGUGACGGACAAGCUGUCGCAGCAGCUCGGGAAGGACCUGGUUCAGCUCAACUGCAACCUCCAUCCCCUCGACGGGCUCGCUACCACGGCGAAGAAGACUUUAAGAACAUUUGAUUCAGAGAGAGGGAUCACUGGCCGGGCAUUUGGAGUAGAGGGAACAGCAGCCAACUUGGUGCGCGGCUUGUCUAAAAUGCGGUGAGUUUUUAUGUGAACCUUCAUUUUCUCUGUACACUGUACAUCAACUUGGAAAUACAUAUCUUGUGUUGCUGUGUUCACUUUCUCCGUUUCUGUUUGUGAAGACUUUUCUUUGUCUGGUGCCUUUGCUAUGUUACAAUUUCCUUUUACGUUAACAUUUCACAUUACUGGAAAGAACUCCUAUUAAAAUCACACUAAAAUCUUUUUGCAAAAUGGAAUGGUUGAAACAGAAGACUUCCAAUUUUCAAAUCUAAAAAGCUCACCCUUUACAUUUUAAUAAUUUUUGUUUUAUGAUAUUUAUUUUUCUGUACAAUUAUCAUUUUCUUCAGCUACAACCAGAGGUCAGGAGACCCUAAUGGCUUUGUGACCUUUUUGAAAAAAUCAGGUCUCAGCCCUGGGUUGAUGCCGCGCUAUGUGGGCAACCGCCUGCACAUCCUGUUCCAUCUGUCCGGUGUGAUGUUCUCCAAGAGGCCAGAUCUCUUACUGUACUUGAAAAAGUACUGUACCUCUCAGCAGCUACGUUUGUCCCUCCUGAGUGACCUGCAGAAUGAGGACAUCUCUGUUCAGCUGCAGGCACUUGGCUUAUUCGGUAAGCUGCUGACUGGCCCUUGGAUGAAGGAGCUGUACUGUGGAGAGGAGGAAAUGAGCCAUAUGGAGGGGACCUCCAAGCUGAUACGCCAUGUUGAGAACCUACGCAGCGUAGAAGCUGACCCUUCCAUUUUGGUUUCUUCAACUGACUGCCUCUUCGGGGAACCCUUGCAGGACGACGAUGAAACACUACGUCAGCUGAGGGCAGUACCUUCUCACCAUGCAGAGGUGCUGCCCGAAACCAUCAAGAAGCUCGCUGGAGCUUUCGUCGUUCUGCUUGACAGACAGCUUCUACGUUAUCUUCAGGGCCCUCUCUCUGAACCAACGCCCAGCCUUCUUGAUGUGACUUCUGCCGCUCCUGUGCAUAACAUGCUUUCGGAGCGGACCUUAGGGCGCUUAGAUGCUCAAUUUCGUCGAGCGCCUAACGCCACCAUCGGGUUCCUUGACGGAAAAGUGAAGUGGCAAGCGAACAAGACAGCAGAGUGGUUGAACAGCAAGCCCUCUGCUGAACAACAUGAGAUUGUCUCUUUCGCAAUUUCUCAAGGAGCCCGAAAUCGAAGCGCCCUCAAACAGAAGGAGCAGGAGAACACCAACGUCAAGCGCCAGCGCCAGGUGGAAUUGGCCCAACGGAGGGACCGCACAGAUCGGAAGAAGGUGGAGGUCACAGACUUCCUCACAACAGGAACUGAGGGAGACCUUUUCUGUGACCUUUCUGAAGACAUGGUCCACCUUUUUCAUUCCAUCAAAAACACUGACUCUGCUGCGGUCAGUGGGGUGAAGUGUACUCACACCUGGGAUGUGGAUGGAGAGGAUGUCAUAUUCCAAGCAGAAUUGCUACGUUUUGAGACAUUCAAGCGGAAGCCUUGCCUCGUAAUAACGUACCAAGAGGACGCCACAACAGCUUCUACAGAGAGCAAAAUCCCCGUCUCUGAAUUUUUUACGGAUGCUCUCUUUAACGAUGUGACAUUGUUGUAGGCUUCCGCUUGAACAUCCUCUCUAUUCACAUUUCUUCACCCUCACCUCCAUUCCCCCGCCCCCCUAAAUUCCAGUGGCGGACACUUGUUCUCCUUGACUCAUUAAAUUCCUCUUCUGUGUUGCCACCUGUGCCUUUCUUUCGGAUUAUUAUUUUCGACUUUUCGAUUGGAUUACAAACUGCGAGGGGUAAGUACUCUGUGUACACUGUGUUCUUUGUUCUUUGUGUUGUGUGUAAUACUACAGGUCACCAAGCCAAGAGAGAAGUACUAACUCUGUGUUCCUGUUGUGAGGAGUACUAACGAUCAGCAUCAUUCUGGUAUCAUCUUGUCACACGGUCAGCCCUGAUUACAUCACAAACCUUUUGCCUUAGGCAUACCUUGUGUCUGUAUCCACUCACAUAAAAGCAGCCUUUAUGUACCAAAGUAUACACCAUUGCUCCAGGAGAUAACGUGCAAAAUUUGAAGCAAUUAUCUUUAAAAAAUGUGGAAGUUAUGAAUGAUUUUGUAAUUUUUCUGAGCGAAAGUGAGCCAAAUCAACAUGCAAAUGAAUUAAUUUCUUUCAAAAUAAACCAUUCACUUACCUGUUGCCCUGUUUAUUGUUAAUAACAGACAAUAAUGCCGUGGACCUGAAAAAAUGAUGCAGUUCCGAGCAGUAUUUAAAAAGUUACAGACAUAUUAUGAGUUGCUGCCGUCAUUUCGGUCACAAAAAUUGAGUCAUUAAUAAUACAAAGGCCAUAUAUAGACAGUAAAUUCCGAUCAUCAAUUUAUCAUAACUUUUGAACUAAUUAAGAUAGGAAGUUAAUUCUAGUAUCUUUGUAAAGCUCUUGAAAAGCUCUUUUUAAUGAUGUAUG
This is a messenger RNA of Aplysia californica (California sea hare), 2910 nucleotides long. RefSeq lists its product as uncharacterized. Lineage: Eukaryota; Metazoa; Mollusca; Gastropoda; Aplysiida; Aplysiidae. Gene Ontology annotation, molecular function: 3'-5'-RNA exonuclease activity. The coding region runs from base 900 to 2060 and encodes 386 amino acids. The transcript has 2 exons. The record is from RefSeq and is a predicted model, not a curated record.